CCCCCCCGGCUGCUGGGCUCAGAGCCUCUACAGCCAGGCCCCUGUUUACUUCCUUUCCUGGAAAAGGGGCACUGUCCUCACACCCCAGCCUGAAACCAAGGUGCACACUGACACCACAGCCCACCUGUAACUGCUCACCGUUUGGGGACUACACCCUGGAGGUGGUCAGAGGGGGGACCAAAGAGCCUGAUCAAGGGCCUAUUAUUGGUAGGAGUUUCCAUAGCCCCCCCUCCAGGAGGUCAGAGGUUAGACACAUGGGCCUGCUCACUUUGAUGGGGGGGGGUGGUUGGGAGGACAUGGAGAUUCCCCUGCUUCCCUGGUGUGGCAUCGUGGGGGGUCCCCAGGAAGCAGGCCACCCUGCCCAGCUGGCCCUUCCCCAAGUGUGCAGGGUGGCCCCGACCGGGGGUCUCCUUGCCAGAGCCCCUCACCUCGCCCUAGGCCCCAGCCUCUGCAACCUCCCCCACACCUCAGGCCUGGCCUCAGGAAGUGCAGCCCCGGUGGGCUGGGGCGGGCCCAGAGGAAGGAGCCCUUGACUCAGAGCUACAGGAAGAGCAGGGGCAGGCGGGGCUGUGAGAACCGCGACUGCCCGCCUGCCUGGAGGGGUGGGUGCCGGGUGGGGUUUCGGUUCAGGAGAGGAUGUGACCGAGAGGCCAGGAAGCUUCGGAAAAGUCCCGAUCAAACGCGAACAAAGCCAGGUCCUCACCCGUUUGGCAGCGGGUCCAGGGCAGCCUCGGGGCUUCGGGCUGGGCCAGGGGCCCUGCUGGGCAGAAUUUGCCCCCAAGCACAGGUCAAUGACCUCUAUGACUGCACCCCCCGCCCGAGAAACGAGCCGGAACCAGGUGACUCGGCGUCCUCCCACGGCGGCCCGCUGCUCAGUGUGGGCCUGAACCCUCCUCCUCUCCUGCCUGCCUGCCCAGGCCAGGCAGAGGGGGGGCCACAGCAUGUGCAGCAGCUAGCACGCCUGUGACAGUGAGGGACGACAGGAGCCUCUGACUCAUCCUGGCGCCCUGACUGACCUGCUGAGAAGACAGAGAGGGCAUCCUGCCCAGCCCUCGGGGUCCCGUCUGCUCAGCUGAGGAGCCCACCCAGCCAGGGGUAGCACCGUGUCAGACUAUGGCAGAUGUCUGCAGCAGGCCCCCCGACUUCCUCUCCCCUUCUGGAGACCAGACACUGGCACCAGCCCUGGGCAGUGUGGUCACUCUGAACUGCACGGCCUGGGUGGUCUCUUCACCCCACUGUCCUCUGCCCUCAGUCCAGUGGCUGAAAGAUGGGCUGCUGCUGGGCAAUGGCAGCCACCACGGCCUUCACGAGGACUCCUGGGUCAAGGCCAACUCGUCUGAGGUGCUUGUAUCCAGUGUCCUGGGGGUCAACCUCACCGGUGCUGAGGACUACGGGGCCUUCACCUGCUCCGUCUGGAAUGUCAGCUCCUCCUCCUUCACUCUCUGGAGAGCUGGCCCCGCAGGCCACCUGGCGGCCGUGCUAGCCUCGCUGCUGGUCCUGCUGGCCCUGCUUCUGGCGGCCCUGCUCUACGUGAAGUGCCGGCUCAAUGUGCAGCUCUGGUACCAAGACAACUACGGGGAAGUGGAGAUGAACGACGGGAAGCUCUACGAUGCCUACGUCUCCUACGGCGACAGCCCCGAAGAUCGAAAGUUCGUGAACUUCAUCCUAAAGCCGCAGCUGGAGCGGCAACGGGGCUACAAGCUCUUCCUUGACGACCGCGACCUCCUGCCGCGGGCAGAGCCUUCCGCCGACCUCCUGGUGAACCUGAGCCGCUGCCGACGCCUCAUCGUGGUGCUGUCGGACGCCUUCCUGGGGCGGGCCUGGUGCAGCCACAGUUUCCGGGAGGGCCUGUGCCGGCUGCUGGAGCUCACGCGCAGGCCCAUCUUCAUCACCUUCGAGGGUCAGCGGCGCGACCCCGAGCAUCCUGCGCUGCUCCUGCUGCGCCAGCACCGCCACCUGGUGACCCUGCUGCGCUGGAGGCCCGGCUCCGUGACGCCUUCCUCCGAUUUUUGGAAAGAGCUACAGCUGGCGCUGCCACGGAAGGUACAAUACCAAACGAGGGAGGGAGACCCGCAGACUCGGCUGCAGGAUGACAAGGACCCCAUGCUGAUUGUGCGCGGCCAUGUUUCAGAGGGUCGGACCGUGGACCCGGAGUUGGACCUCGACCCCGAGGGGGACCUGGGUGUCCGAGGCCCUGUCUUUGGGGAGCCACCAGCUCCACCACUGCAUGCAAGUGGGGUCUCGCCAGGAGAGGCCCGGGGCUGUGAGGUGGACAUCUCUGACCUUGGCUCCCGCAACUACAGCGCCCGCACGGACUUCUACUGCCUGGUGUCUGAGGAGGACAUGUAGGUGGCCCCUCACCUCCAAUGGUGUCACAGGGUGCCAGGGACAGCUGGGAGUGGGACCUUGAGCCCUGCCUACCUGUGGCCCUGGGACCUGUCCUUUUGCCAGAAAAAUAAAGUCUUUUUGGACCCUG
Molecule: messenger RNA, 2476 nt
Organism: Artibeus jamaicensis (Jamaican fruit-eating bat)
Lineage: Eukaryota; Metazoa; Chordata; Mammalia; Chiroptera; Phyllostomidae
Gene: SIGIRR
Product: single Ig and TIR domain containing
Exons: 10
Coding region: 1114-2349 (411 amino acids)
Biological process (GO): signal transduction
Source: RefSeq, a predicted model, not a curated record